This is a messenger RNA of Rubroshorea leprosula, 832 nucleotides long. Lineage: Eukaryota; Viridiplantae; Streptophyta; Magnoliopsida; Malvales; Dipterocarpaceae. The record is from the annotation of a GenBank genome assembly.
GCAUGAAGAAUUGAGAGAAAGGAGAACAAACAAGGAAGAUUUGUAACCCUUUCCCUGUUAAUAUAAUUUAAAUUUAUUAUUGCAAUGAUUAUUGAGGCUUUCCAUAUUUUGUCGCAUGUUAGCCAAAAUAAUCAUAUCAUUAUUUGUGUAACAAGGGCAGGGCUGUUCUUCUUGAUUGUUGGGGAGAUUGCUAAUUUUGCGGCUUAUGCAUUUGCACAAGCUAUUCUUGUCACUCUUCUGGGGGCACUUGGUAUCAUUAUCAGCGCUGCUCUAGCACGUACUAUACUGUGUGAGAAAUUAAAUAUUUUUGGGAUUCUUGGUUGUGUGCUAUGUGUUGUGGGUUCAACAGCCAUUUUUCUGCAUGCUCCUCAGGAACGUGAAAUCAACUCUGUCAAAGAAGUAUGGGAUCUUGCCACAGAGCUGGGUAUACUUUUCAUGAGCAAAUGCUUAUAGCUAUAGCAUAUAGUUGAUGUUGAAGAGGAAGUGUUUUCCCCCCUCAAAUUCCUCUUUGAUUUCUUCUUUUUUCACUUAACCAUUAUAGUUGAUGUUGAAGAGAGGUUUUUGUCUCUUGUAGCUUUCUUUUGUAUGCAGCUACUGUAAUAGUGGCAGUAUUUAGACUUAUAUUCCAAUUUGUACCUCAAUAUGGUCAGAAAAAUGUGAUGAUCUAUACUGGCAUUUGCUCACUCACGGGCUCACCAUCACUCUGUCUUAAGUUGCAGGCUUUUGAUACCUUCAACACAGCUGUUGUAUCUCCCAUAUACCAUGCAAUCUUUACGGCAUUAACAAUUUUGGCCAGUGUAAUCAUGUUUAAAGUACGUUUAUUUCUAUUUCC